UGCGCCCACUACUGCAAACUCUCUCCCUCUGUAUGAUCCCUCAGCAUCUCUCUCUCUCUCUCUCUCUCUCUCUCUCUCUCCAGUUCUCCUCAAAUAGCAAAGGCCUAAACUUUACGCACACACGAAGAUAAUGGCGAGUUCAACUGUAGCAUUGGAGGACGUUCCUUCUGUUGAUAUUAUGACCGAACUCCUUCGCCGCUUCAACUGCUCCUCCAAGCCUGACAAGCGUCUCGUUCUCAUUGGUCCACCUGGCUCAGGGAAGGGUACACAGUCCCCCAUUAUCAAAGAUGACUACUGUUUGUGCCACUUGGCCACUGGUGAUAUGCUGAGAGCUGCAGUUGCUGCUAAGACUCCCCUGGGGAUUAAGGCUAAAGAAGCCAUGGAUAAGGGAGAACUUGUAUCCGAUGAUUUGGUUGUUGGGAUAAUUGAUGAAGCAAUGAAGAAACCAUCUUGUCAAAAAGGAUUCAUUCUGGAUGGCUUUCCAAGGACGGUUGUUCAAGCACAGAAGCUUGAUGAAAUGCUUCAGAAGCAGGGAACUAAAAUUGAUAAGGUGCUCAACUUUGCAAUUGAUGACUCAAUAUUGGAGGAAAGGAUUACCAGCCGUUGGAUCCAUCCUUCUAGUGGUCGGACUUACCACUCUAAAUUUGCACCUCCCAAAGUUCAAGGUGUUGAUGAUGUUACAGGAGAGCCUCUGAUUCAAAGAAAAGAUGACACUCCAGAAGUUCUAAAGUCAAGGCUGGAAGCAUUCCACAAGCAAACUGAACCUGUUAUUGAUUAUUAUGCCAAGAAAGGUGUUCUUGCGCAGCUUCAUGCAGAGAAACCCCCAAAAGACGUCACUGCUGAGGUUCAGAAGGUUCUUUCUUCAUAAGAGUGAUUGCAAUGUUGGAUAACCAAAUCAGCAGUUUUCUCCUUCCAAUUUCUAUCCAAGACACUUGAUUCAUGGUAGUUAUCAAGUCCUCUGAAGUAUUUUGUUCUAGUUGUCCAAUAAAAUUUUGCAUUAUAAUUUUGUGGCAGUACUCAUAGUUUGUUUUUGAAUCUUUAGCUCUUCAUUUCUCUGGCUGAUCAUCAAGGCCAUGUAGUUCUGUUUCUUCAUCAGAUACCGAAAUUGACAA
This is a messenger RNA of Hevea brasiliensis (rubber tree), 1112 nucleotides long. Its product is annotated as adenylate kinase 4. The record is from RefSeq and is a predicted model, not a curated record. Gene Ontology annotation, biological process: nucleobase-containing compound metabolic process. The coding region runs from base 131 to 868 and encodes 245 amino acids. Gene Ontology annotation, molecular function: AMP kinase activity; ATP binding. The transcript is spliced from 6 exons. Gene Ontology annotation, cellular component: cytoplasm; mitochondrion. Lineage: Eukaryota; Viridiplantae; Streptophyta; Magnoliopsida; Malpighiales; Euphorbiaceae.